UAUUUUUAUAUUUAGACCGUCUAUUGGAAAUGCUCUAACAAACCGAGCUAUUCAGCUGAGAGAGGAUAUACAUCGCUAGAGAAGAGGGAGGAGGCUGUUACUGUUAGACGUGGAAGUCAAAACUUAUCCUUCCCUCUAUCUCGCUAACAAGCCAGGGGUCACUUGAUCUCUUCUGUUGUUCGCUCCUCAUUCCUCUCCCAAGCGGCUAGGUCUCGGCAGCCAACCAGCCAUGGCUUCCCACCCGUCGCCGCCGCCGGAACACCGCACAUCACCCGCUCCCACCACCAUAAGUGACCUCGGCGAUGACCAGCUCCGAGAGAUCUUCCUCCGCCUCCCGGACCUCCGCAGCCUCGCCUCUGCCGCCUUCACCUGCCGCGGCUUCCUCGGCGCCGUCCGUUCGUCCCGCGCCUUCCGCCGCCGCUUCCGCGCGCUCCACGCACCCCCGCUCCUCCCUCGCUUCCUCGCACACACGGUAGCUCCGUUCCCUGCCUCACGGCACCCCUCCGCCGGAUUCACCCCCCUCCAAGACGACGACACUUCCGACUGGCGGGUCGAUUUCUAUGAUCCUUCGCUUCCCUACAAAUACAAUGGCGGCUGCAUCGCCAUGAAGCACCGGAGCGUCAAGCAACGGAGAGUUUGGUACAACCCUCGAACGAUGGCCCUGUUUCUCUGCCCCAAGGAUCAUCAUGACAUGCCCGACGGCACCACCCUUGGGUUCCACACAUUCUCCUGCGAAGAGGAUCAGAUGCCGUCCCGUGUGGUAUGUGUCCGUCACGACUACUCACGGCCUUGCGCACGGGUCGCUGUCUUCUCAUCGGACACCAUGGAGUGGCAAAUCUUCCCGGAGACUGCGACGCCGCUGCCUCAUGGCUUCAGGAGCACAACCUGCACCGUGCUGGAUGGGUUUAUAUGUUGGCAAUGCGUGUCCAUGAGCGGGAUGAUUGUCAGCCAGUACAUUUUCGUGCUCAACACAGACACAUUUCAGUUCUACCGGAUGGAUCUGCCGCCGCCCUUGAGAGUGAUACCCCAAACAUUUAAGAUUGGUCAGACCAAUGAUGGGAGGCUCUGUAUUGUGAAUGAGAAGGAAUGCACAUUUAGUAUUUGGAUCUCAACAACCGGCGAUGAUGGCAUCGAGAGAUUUGUGCUGGACAAGAUGUUCCCGUUGCAGGCUAGCGUUAUGGAGGUCAUCAGUUGUUCAGUGAAAGAUACAAUCUCAGUGCGGCUUAUGAUGAUUUUCAAUGGUUUUGUGUAUUUUGCACUUCGCCCAUGGAGGAAUUACGUGGAUCAUUACAAAUCCCCUGAGUGGUUCAUGUCCAUGUCUUUGGAAACAGCGGAGCUGAAGCAGCAUCUAAAGAAUAGAAAGCGACCUAUCUUCCCCGUCCAUCCCUACUCGGCCUGGCCUCCUUCUAUGGUAUACAUCUCGGAGGAUUCAAAAUCUGAGGUUACUGGAAACAGUGUUGAAGAUGUUGGUUCUGAGGGCACAGGAAAGGAUUCAUCUAUCCUUAUAAAAGCAUUACAAUCAUAUAAAGAAGCUUUGAUUAAGGAUGGUGACACAAAUGUUGCAGAGAUAGAGGCCUUCUCACUUUGUAUUGACAUUGAGGAUGAGAAUAACUCUCUUGUGAGGAAAAUCAUUGCUUUAGAUGAACUGUUAAUAACUGUGAGAGAUCGUGCCUUGAGGGCGGGUGCAGACUCUGAAUUCUACAGACAGAAGAUCAAAACAGAGAACUGGUGGAAAAUGUGCAAGAGGAAGUUAUGGAGAGCUUUCUGCACUAGCUGAAUAAGCCCAUCUAUCAGGACUAAGUGAGUUUUUACUUUUUGUUGCGUUGGUACUUUAGCUUUUAGAUGCUGUGAUGACGUUAGCUGAAUAAACCAUUAUCAGUAUUCAUAUGACUGGUUGGCAGGAGUCCUAGUCUUCAGUUUCAUCUACUAUAAAUAAAGGUGUGUGGUCAUUCUCUGUUGCAUAAUAAC
Molecule: messenger RNA, 1968 nt
Organism: Triticum dicoccoides
Lineage: Eukaryota; Viridiplantae; Streptophyta; Magnoliopsida; Poales; Poaceae
Exons: 2
Coding region: 230-1777 (515 amino acids)
Molecular function (GO): protein binding
Source: RefSeq, a predicted model, not a curated record